GUUGUGAUUGGGACUCUAGUUUAUUCCAGCUUCCUUUAGUUCCGACAUUGGUCCUUUUAAAUCGUCAAUAUUGGGCAGGAAUAGAGGUCAAAGCAUUAGCAAAAUCUAUGUGACGAAGUAGAAGAAUAUCAGUAUUAUGUUGAACAGUAACAUAUUUUCAACCCAUCCGGACCAGCCUCUGAAGCUGACAUACGAUUCUUCCAAAGGCGAAUAAAAUCCGCUAGCUUGCUCUGAGUGAAGCGACGCGAUACAGUUACGAUAUUGUAAUUUCAGAAUACAGCCACGUCGGUAUGCUCUGAGAAUACCUUGAUGCACGUGCACCGUGCAGAACGGUGGAGAAAUAACUCCUCGUCGCGCUCAAAGCCUCUUCGUACGCUCCGUCGAUUUUAUCAUCGAACUCUGUGAUUUCGUUCCGCGAGCGUUGCUGGCGGGUUUUUGCUGAAAUCGAUCAUCCGUACAGUCGGCAUUUUCGCCGAGCAUCGCCUUCAGGAUACUCCCAGGCUUUCCGGAAACGUCACGCGGUUCGCUACACCUUCGCGCGAUCUGCAUAGACAGUUGCUUUUCCACGCCCUGAUAAGAUCAUUGCCUCUGAUCGAGAUUGCUGCGUAAUUUUACGCUGUCAGUCUAACCGAGAGACCUCCUACCCUCGCGUGAUUUCUCCCCACGUUGGUGUGGCUGGACCUGGGGAGCUGGUAGCGAAGUAAUUAGCUACGACAGCCUGGAGCUAAUCACUUUCAGGGACUCUUUUCUUCCUGAAGCGUUUCAUAAAAUUCCACAUUGCCGACAGUACGAUUUUCCUUAUCGAUCGAGUGUUCAGCAUUACCCACUCAUAAAAGAAAACAAAACAAAGUUGCCACCGGCUUCUGCCUUUUUCAAAUUUCAAAAUUGUCUAAGGGCUCCUGAUUUAUACAACGCUACAGGAAUGUCGCGCUUUAACGACGGUGCUUAAACACGUACGCUGAGGAUGCAUGGUCAGUUUGACGAACGACAUAGUAACUGCCAGCUACGUGCACGGUGAGUGCAAGGAACACGCCUACUGUCUCGUUCAUUUGCCACUUGCUAAUCCACGGGAUACCCGGGACACCUCGUCGAGCGACAAACGCGCCAGGAACAGUGUUAACGGACGUCGCCGACUCCGUAUGCUUUCAAGGCCGAAGGGAGUAAUGCAUACGACGAAGAGAAAGAAGCGGAAGAACCGAUAGUACCAGAGAAGACAGCCUCAGGGGACCGACAAUGGGACUUUUUAAUCCUGCGAAAGUACUUCUGCUCGUGGUUCUGAUACGAGCCGAGCUUGGCUAUGUUGGCGCCGCUUCGAUGGAUCGAGCCAGAAACACGUCUGAUAGAUUCACAUCUACCACUACUUUGACAGUGAAUAUUAGGGACGACGAUGAUCAAGAUCCCUCCUUCAUCUACCAAGGGUGCAUGCUUUCGGACGGUGCCUGUAUUAACCCUGAAUAUUCAGCAUCGGUAUCCAGUGGAGUGUUGUCAGGGAUACUCAAUAUAUCGCCGGAGAAAAUACAGGCGGUGGAUAUGGACAGCAUCAACGCGCCCAUUCAUUACUCAUUCCUCAGUGGCAGUCCACCUAAUUAUCGCGAAUUCUUCGAAAUAAAUCCAAGCACUGGCGCCGUGAAGCAAAUUAAGGCUGUCGACACCACGGUCACGAAGAAGUUCGAUAUUAUCAUUAAGGCCGUCGAGGUAUCUGAGGCGAAACGAUCGGCCACAGCUAAAUUGACUAUUACCGUGAAGCCAGUCGACAGCAAUCCUCCAAUUAUAACGGCGUCGAACGUAGAGGGUUUCGUCGAUGAGAACGCUCCGAUCGGAACAAAGGUUAUCGACAAAAAUGGCGAUCCCAUAGUGCUCACCGUUUCAGACGCUGAUUUGAGCCCCGAGGAUCCAAAGCCAGUGUACACCUUCGAGCUGACCACGAACUUCUUCGCGAUCGACCCGUCCGGAAUGUUGAUCGUGAACGAGGAGAAUCUGGACCGAGAUCCUCCCAGCCCUGGACGUUUCCGGUUUCAAGUGGUCGCCAGGGAAAAAACGGGGGUCGCUGCGUCCACGCCAUUAUCCUUCGUUGUGACUUUGAACGACGUCAACGAUAACGCUCCUACGCUCCCUAUGACAGCGCCAAUCACCGUCCAAGCUGGAGAAACGAAGAGGGUGGUAACGAAGGUGGAAGCGACGGACAAUGACAACGGGGAGAAUGCUGAAAUAACGUACAGUAUUUACCACGUAUCGAACAACGGCUUGCAAAAAUUCAAAAUCGAUCCCAUCACCGGCGUGAUCGAGUCCGUGAGGAAAUUGAACGCUGGUGAACAGUACAGCAUCACGGUCCAAGCGACGGACAAAGGCGGGAAAUAUUCGCAAACGAUAGUCGAGGUGAACGUGAUCCCUGGACCCAAUACAAGGAGUCCCGUGUUCCAACAAUCGGUGUACGAAGUGCAGGUCAGCGAGGGAGCUUCGAUUAAUUCAACAGUCGCAACAAUUACUGCGAUCGAUCCAGAGAACGACCCGGUCUCCUACUCAAUUGUUUCUGGCAACGAUCUACGCCAAUUCGCGAUCGGCGAUAAAUCUGGCGUGAUCACCGUUAUAAGGAAGUUAGACAGGGAGGACCUGACUCGUUAUCAGCUGCUGAUAAAGGCCGAAGAUUCCGGUGGUCUGUUCAACACGGCGACGGUGAACAUCAAGGUGACUGACAUCAACGACAAAAAUCCGGAAUUCGUGGACCUGCCGUACGAGUUCACCGUGAAGGAGGGUGAGGCCCGUAAAUUGAUCGGUCGUGUCCACGCGGAAGAUGCCGACGAAGGCGUCAACGCCGAAAUUACGUACUUCGCACCCGACGAUAUUCCUUUUACUGUGGAUCCCGAAACUGGCGAUGUCCUGACGAAGAUUGUUCUGGACUACGAGCAGAAUGACGAAUAUAAAUUCGUGGUAACCGCGAGAGACGGUGCUCCAGAUCAUCGUCUAGCCACUGCAACCGUGACGGUGAAAGUCGUAGACGUCGAGGAUGAGAUUCCCGUUUUCCAUCAAAGCAGCUACGAAGCACGAGUUAAGGAAAAUGUGCCAGAUUACACUGUUAUUCAAGUGGCGGCCGAUGAUCCAGACACAAAGAAGCACAUUACAUACACGAUCAAACAAGGAGACACUGAACUGUUUGGCAUAGACCCGAAAACUGGAGUGAUUAAAACUCUUCGUGGGUUGGACUACGAGAGGGAGAGCCAACACAUUCUCAUCGUUGGGACCGAGGAAAACACUAGUGAUUUACCUGGAUCCACCACCAAAGUUAUCGUCAAUGUUCAGGACGUUAACGACAUUCCGCCAGUGUUCACGUCAGUUCCUCGUCCGAUUACUUUGGACGACGACGUUCCCAUCGGCACGACGGUCAUCAAUCUCAUAGCAACAGAUUCCGAUGGCACGGCUCCUGGAAAUCAAGUGAGAUAUGAAAUAAUCGGCCGUGGGAUAGCGAGCAAGUACUUCCUGAUCGAUCCAGACUCCGGUGUGCUCAGAAUAAGGGACGAUUUACGUAAAGAAACGGACACGGAAUAUCAGGUGGACGUGCGCGCGUACGAUAUGGGAGAGCCGCAAUUGUCGUCCGUCACGACAGUACCGAUUUACGUCCGCCAUGUUGCCACCGUGCCGCCAGAAAUUGGCCUGGGCUUCGCGGAGAACUCGUACAACGUCGAAGUACCCGAAGACGCGAGCGACAACACGCUCAUCAAGAUAAUCACGAUCAUUAACAGCCACGCGCACGACACUACUCCGCUGAAAUGCGAAAUCUAUAAUGGUAACGAGGAUGGAUUGUUCGAGGCGAACGUCACGGAAGAGAGGAACUGCGCGCUGACAUUGAAGAAGGGGGCCCUGGACUACGAGACAACGGAGUCCUAUCAAAUCAAGAUCAAGCUGGAGUCUCUGUCUGGUCUUCUGAAUUCUGGGAGAAACACAACCAUGGUGAAGAUCCAAGUGUUGGACGUGAACGACAACAAGCCAGAGUUCAUCUUUCCAGAGAGCAAUAAAAAGCUGACGAGGGGACGUUACUUCGCCGCCAUUCCUCGAACGGCUCAGUUUGCAUCCACGGUGAUACAAGUGAAGGCUCACGACAAGGACAGCGGGAAAUACGGGAAACUCGAGUACAAAAUUCAUGGAGGACGAGGCUUCGAACACUUCGCCAUGGACAGCUCCUUAGGAAUAAUAACAACCACCGCGACGUUCGACAAUAUAGAUCCGUCGGAACUUCCAUUCAAGUUCGACGUGCGAGUACGUGACAAUCCUAAUUCGACUGAUAACUUUAACUUGAUCGUCGCCCCAGUUAUCGUGAACUUGAUCGGAGAGGAGAAUUUGAUGAUCUUGGUGAUCACGGACGCAACUCCCGAUGCCUUGCGGACGGACGCUGAUAAAAUAGCGAGCAUCAUUGAGGAGAAGAGUGGGCUUCUGAUAGGCAUCGGCAAAAUUGCUGUUAGGACAAAUUUGUCGAGGAAUGGCUCCAAAGAACAGUACCCUCAGGACUCUGACGUUUGGUUCUAUGCGGUUGAUCCCGACACUGAAAUUAUUUUGGACAGGAACAACUCGAGGAUACAAAAGUCGAUCAUGGAGAAGCCAGCAAUGACGAACAUCACUUUCGACGUAUCCACAUUGGUUCGCGCCACCGCGAUCGACAUUCAUGCACCUGUUAUACCACCUGAACCAGUGCGAACGCAGACUGCCAUCGCUUUCAGUGGUGAAGUGUUUCCAUACGCGUUGAUAAUCAUCGCCUGCGUCAUAUUGAUUUUAGGCAUCGCUGGCAUCAUCUAUAUCUGCGUCUCCUGGUCCAGAUACAAAGCUUACAAGGAAAGAAUGCAGCGUAUGUACGUUGUGCCUCGUUACGAUCCCGUGUACGUGGAGCCGAAUCUGAAAGAGUAUGAGACGCAGGUGCUUCAAAUGAGUGUGCCUGUGGACGACAACGACAGCUACAACGAUCUCCAGCUCGAUUUCAGUAACAAGAACCACGCGUUUAGCUUGGACAAUGUCAGUUACAUUACCAAAGAUCACGGAGAAAGUACUGGUCAACAGAGUCCGGUGAGUUCCGAGGCGGCGACCACGGCGCGUGCUUCCAGCAUAGUUGGUACCCACGGAGACACAAACAUCCACUCCCUGCGUCGAUCCACCCUGGGCAGAAAGAACCACAGCGCGAGCAACGCAAAUACGUUGAGCAAUCACGACGCGACGCCAGUCUUGAACCCACUUUACAACCGUGGCGGCGACCUGCUGAGUCCCAGCCCGUCGAACGACAACGUGACGUUCAGGGAAAGGAAGGAUUACUCUCAUCUGGGAUUCACGUACUUGGGCGAACAGAGUCCGGUGGAAACUACCACGGAAUUGUAAACAGAACCGGAUACGAAGUUGGUAUUUGAUGCUCAACCUCGGAACCCCGUCACGGAGUUUCCCCGCCUGAGCGUGGUUUUGUUUGUACCAUAACAAAGAACCCUUCAGUGGCUCGUGAUGUGUAAUUCGUGGAACUGACUCAACGUAUUGACGGUGGAUCUCGUGCAUCGAUAUAUAGCGCAUCGAUAGAGACAUUAUCGAUCUAGCCGUCCAUGGUACCCGAUUCGAAGUGAUGUAGCUGGAUGGAUAACGUGAUGAGACUGUAGGGGUACCUGAGGUACGGUGGAAAGUCGAUUAUUGCGGGAAAAUGGGGCUAAAGGCUCCUGCAAUGCUCGAGGUUCGUGCAAUAAUUAGGAUAACUAAUCCAAUGAGAAGGGCUCCCAUCUAUAUCGUAUCUCUACUGCCUGUAGGCGCUUCUACCAAUUACUUACAUCCUCCAUCUUUGCAUGCUAAGUGACCAACCACUUCGAUCGAGGAUCUAUUGCGGUGUAUAAUUUGGGCAGUGGUCCCCCUCAGGUCUCAUAUUCUCAGAAGUCGUAGUACCUUCCGCUCGUGAGCAUGAUUUUUCCCCGGGUAGAUGACUAGGAAUCACCCCCCGCCCUUACUUUGUUCCUUUAGCAUCGAUCGAUGGGUUGAAUUUUGCGUAUUAUUGCAAUGGUUGUACGAAUAUUAACAACUUGUAUUAAAUAUACCGCAGAGGGCCAUUUUUCAGUCCAGCAAGGAAUUUUUAAAGUCAAGCAGGUCUCUAUACAAACUUUGCUAAUAAAAUCUACGAUUAAAAAUAAGAAAUAUAGAAAGCCAAAUAUAUUUUCAGACAGCUACCCCUACUAUUCGAAAUGAAUCAAUGCCACGAGUUAUUUUCAAACGACCCAACAGGAAAUGAAAGACUGAAAUGUUAUUCGAAAUGCUUAUUUUCGUCCGAAAUAAAGUUUGCUCAAAACUCGAUUCGCGCGAAACCAAACCACUCAACGGUAUGCGAAAUAUCGAUCGGUGGGAAAAGGAACCCCGAGCGUAUGAAAAGUAAUGACCCAAUUCGGUUUCUUACUAGCGGGAGUUAUUAUACAUUUUUGAGAUCCAUACCGUGCGAAAUUGCUCGUUUCUCGCGCAGUUUAUCCGUCGAAACGCGUAAUAACGAAGCCGAGGGCGGAUAGAAUUGCGAUUCUAAACAAUUACAAGAUUCGUUCCGCGCGACGUACUUUGAAUCGACUUGUCCCGAUGAAUACGCCCGCCGCGUGUGCGCGCCGCGACCGAAACGAGGUCGCGAGUAUUUUGCUCGCAUGACGAACAAAAAGCCUGCGUUUCUUUCUGUGCGCUAGAAACGCCCCAAAAGGCAUUUGCCGUUGCAUGUGGAACUGGGACUACUCGAACAAUUUAAUACUCCAGUAUUUUACUCGUAUUCGAAUGUUGAGAAUAAGCUUCGAAUAAUCGAGUAUUCGAGCAUCAUUAUUAUUAUAUUUGAGUCUUCAAAUAUCAAUAAUAUAAUAUUUGAAAGAUCGAGAACCAUUAUUUUAAUAUACGAGUAAACUCCAAUAUCAUUAUUAUUUUAAUAUUUGAGAAUUCGAAUAUCAGUAUUUGAAUAUGUGAAUAAUUGAGUAUCGAAUACAUUAAUAUUUGAGCGUCUCAAUAACAUUAUAUGAAUGUUUAAGCAAUGGAAUGUUAUUAUUCCAAUGUUUGACUAAUCGAGUACUAUUAUUACAUUCCUCGAGUACUCGAAAACCAAAUAAAAAUAAAAUUUCAAAGAAAAACAUCAAAUUAAAAGAACUUAAUUUAUAAUCCACCAAUAUUUAGAUUCUCUUUCACUGCGCAAAGUUGGAUGCGGAAGUGAAUAUUUGAAUCGCUGAAACUCGCGACUAGUCUCAGCCUCAUUUGCAAGUAGAACGCUAGAAAUAAUAUUUGUUAUAAUGCAAAUCGAGUAUAUAACGAGGUAGAGAACGUUGUUUCUCGAAACCUCGGAACAGACUGUACAACAAAAUCGCCAUCGAUUUUACGACACAACGACUUUAAAUGUGAGUUAUACUAUUUUGCUCGGAUGCAACGUGCCUGACUAUGCAACGUUGUCCGUUAGGUUGUCGAAUAUAAUUUAAUGAUGUAAUUAACGAAACCGAGAUCCCCACUCAAGCGACUUUUAUAUUAUAUCUAUAGCGUGAAAUAUUUUAUUAUCCCCGUCCCAAGAUGUUUUCGUCGAUAUUUCUUGCUUGUUACGCGAUGAAUCUCUUACUUCCGAAAUGGUAUCAUCCAAUGUAUUCUUUUUUUUUUUUUUUUUUGUAAAAUUGUGGAUCAUGUUACAAGGCCUCAGGAGGUUAUUUAGAGACUUAAUUGGUAAAAAGGAAAGAUAUAAAAAUAUGAAAAAACUUACUAAAAUCACUUGCACAUUACUAUUUAGUUUUCGAACCAACCAUAUCAGGUUAUAUGCAACAGUAUAACAAGCAACCCCUGCGUUUCUUCAGUCUAUAGAUUAAGCAAAGAAUCUAGCGUAUUUUGUACAUGGUAUCGAAACAUAAAAUUAAAAAUAUCCGGUUAUAAUUGCUUCAGAAACUUUGGCCAUGUUUGAUAACUGAAACACAAUCACAUCGCACCAUUUGAAUAUAAUAAUAUCUGAAUAAUAUUUAUAUUCAAAUGGUAAUUAUUAUUACCAGUGAGCGUACCGUCCAUCGUAGCUGUAAGGAAUUGAUAAAACCGUAGAUCUAUAAGAGACGCGUUUGAAUACAUGUGUGUGUGUCGUGUGUGUGUAUUAUGUAAAUGUCAUCGGCCCGUGAACUUAUUUUAUAUAUGUAUAUGUAUGAGAAACCUACGUAAAAACCAUUGUAUAAUAAUAUCGUUCUAUUUAUAACUGUUCGGUUGCUCAUAUUAUUUGAUUACUUUUAACGGUGUUCAACCGAUGGUACGCGUCGUUGUUUGCGUCCACGUCGGUACGAAGCCUCCCUUUAACAAUGCACGUAUCAGUUUUCCGCGCCCUCUCGAUCAGGCGUGGGCGUUUCAUAAUUUUUUUCUUUCUUGCGGCUCCGAAAAUUCAACUGCAGCCGACAGCUAGCGGUGGCGCCAGUAGGAAAAUGUGAUUCAACGGACUGUGUUCUUGAGUGAUCCUUUGAGGUGGUUACCGCUCGGUUAACUUUCACUGCUUUAACCCUUUGCACCCCGAAACAAUCAGGCUAUGCGUUGGUAGUAAUGCCUGAGGAAACUUCAAAUUUGUGUUGAUCAAAAAUAAGCAUAGGUGAAUCGCAAAGGGUUAAAAUGGUUGAGUUGUGAAAUGAAGUAUCGCUAGACGUAGAAUGAGUCGAGCGUAUUUCAAGUGUAUUCUAGUUGAAUCAAAUUGAAUUGGUUGCUCGAUGCCGUUUCUGAUUGAAGAAAUAAUUUAAAAAAAAUACACAAAAAGUAAUCGUUUUAGAAAGCUUUGACUUUGACUGUACGAACUUCAGGAAGACAAUGAAUUGGCUUGAGUGCUCCUUUUUUUUUGAUCCAACUAUAGGAACUGUAAGUUUAACGACAUUGUACUUAACGCGAUAAUCGAAUAUAUAUUAAUUUCACCUUUUUUUUUUAAAAAAUGUAAAAAUAUCGUUAAAUCGUCUACAUGCAUGCGAUAUGCUAAUAUAAAUUGACCAUAAAAAUGCCAAACUGAAUGGAUGAAAUAUAUUCUAACCGCGUGGUAAGCGUUCAAGAUACGUACUGAUGAGUCUGGUAUUUGAUCAUUUGUACUUAAUUUAGGUGGUAAUGUAACCCACGUGCGUCGCCAGUCCGUCGACUGGAGCGUUAACAUCUACUCAUUAGUUGUGUAUUGUUUAAGAUGAACGAGAUACGAGUGCUGUAAAAAUUGUUAAUAUCUAAUAAAUCUAUUAUAUUUAAAUA
Hylaeus volcanicus is the source of this 9198-nucleotide messenger RNA. It is a transcript of the gene Cad99C, whose product is annotated as cadherin-99C. Gene Ontology annotation, cellular component: plasma membrane. The transcript is spliced from 17 exons. NCBI's taxonomy places the organism in Eukaryota, Metazoa, Arthropoda, Insecta, Hymenoptera, Colletidae. Bases 1234 to 5355 code for a protein of 1373 amino acids. The record is from RefSeq and is a predicted model, not a curated record. Gene Ontology annotation, biological process: homophilic cell-cell adhesion. Gene Ontology annotation, molecular function: calcium ion binding.